This is a messenger RNA of Rotaria sp. Silwood1, 1389 nucleotides long. The record is from the annotation of a GenBank genome assembly. Lineage: Eukaryota; Metazoa; Rotifera; Eurotatoria; Philodinida; Philodinidae.
AUGGAUUAUCUUCGAUCAAAACUCUCGAAAAAAAAACGCAAUAAAGCUAAUGAAUCAUCAGCUGGUGGUGCUUGUGCUUCUGUUAUAUCUGAUGAAGAAAACCAAUCAAGCAAUGGAUUAUCUAUUGAAUAUUUUCAAUUGCAAUUACUAUUGGAUUGUUUAAUGAGAGUACAAUAUGGUGCAAAUGAUGAUGAAGAAUUUAUGGCCUUGUGUUAUGAACAAAUAAAAGAUGAUCGAAACGAAUUACAUAUGUUAAGUGAAUUUAAAAAUAAAUAUUCAUCUGAUCGUGCUCUAUGGUGGUAUCUUCAAGAAUGUUUUUUGUAUAAAAUUUUAAAUUAUUCACUUGAAAGUCAAGAUAUUCGUAGUUUAUUUUUAUUUCGACGAAUUCUUCAUGAUAUUGAUCAACAAAUGCAAGAACAUAAAUGUUCAACACCAUUACAUGUUUAUCGAAGUCAAUUAAUGUCAGUUGAAUUACUUGAUAAAUGGAUAAGUUCAAUUGGACAAUGUGUUGUUAUAAAUUCAUUUCUUUCAACAACAAUCAAUUCUGAAGUAGCACUUAAUUUUCUUAAUAGUAGUCAAACAAUAAAAGAUGAUUAUUGUCGAGUAUUAAUCGAAAUUGAUGCUGAUCCUCGCGUAGUUGGCUCAAAACCAUUUGUUCAUAUUGGUUCACUUCAUUCUGAUACUGAUAAAAAUGAAGUACUUUUUAUGUUUGGUUCAAUAUUUUUAAUUAAUAAUAUUACUUGUGGAGAAGAUGGUUUAUAUACUAUUGAAAUGACAUUAUAUAGUGAUAGUGAUCAUGAAUUUAAACAAGUAUUUGAUGAUAUGAAAAAGAAAUAUGGUGAUGGUGAAAUAAGUCUUCUUACAUUUGUCCAAGCAUUGUAUGAUUUAGAUAAAUUUGAUGAAGCUGAAGAAUAUACAAAUCAUUAUCUCGAAGAUUUACCUGCAGAUCAUGAUGAUAAACUUCGAUGUUAUAACUUACUUGGUUCAAUAGCUUUAGCCCAACAAGAUUUUGAAACAAGUCUUAUGUGGUAUAAUCAAGCACUUGAAUUUCAAAUGCGAAAAUUACCUAAAGCCGGUGAUCCAAGAAUUGCUGAUAGUCAUGAAAAUAUCGGUGAUGUUCAUUGGAAAAAAGGUUCAUAUGAUCUUGCACUCAGACAUUAUAUAAAUUCAUUGGAUAUCAAAACACAAGCGCUUCCUCCUCAACAUCCAUCUAUUGCAGCGACUCUUGAAAAUAUUGGUCGCAUUUACGAAUCGAAAAGAGACUUUUCACAAGCACUUGCAUAUUUUGAAAAAGCAAGUUCUAUUUAUCGUCGUGCAUAUUCAGCAAAUCAUGAUAAAGUUGCCCAGAUUGACGAACAUAUUCGACGUAUUACUCAUAGUUCAAAAUAA